AUGAAGAACAACAUCAACAAUGGCAACACAAAGCUCAUCCUUCUCCAUCCCUACAUUCAAAAACAAGCCAACCCGAACCGCCUUUGGUUCAUCGCUCUUAUCUCCGUUUUCACGCUCGCCUCCCUUCUAACGCUCGUUUACACCCGUGAAUCGUUCUAUGCAACCACCACCACCACCACUACCACCACCCGCCUCGCCUCCACCACCAACCACCACCACCACACGCUGCCCAAAAACGUGAUGAAAGCUCUCGUUCAUUAUGCCGCUCAAACCAACUCCACCGAUCACAUGUCGUUCACCGACAUCAAACAAAUCUCUGAUGUCCUCUCACAAUGCAAUUCACCUUGUAACUUUCUCGUAUUCGGACUCACGCCAGAAACCCUCCUUUGGAAUGCACUCAACCAUUACGGAGGCCGGACGGUUUUCAUCGACGAGAACCGCUACUAUGCUGCCUACAUCGAGGAAAAACACCCGGAAAUCGAAGCAUAUGACGUCCAAUACACCACCAAGAUCAGCGAGCUUAAAGAGCUAGUGAAUUCCGUUAGAGAAGAAACUCGUAACGAGUGCCGGCCAGUCCAAAACCUUUUGUUUUCCGAUUGUAAAAUUGGAUUAAAUGAUCUCCCAAACCAAUUAUAUGAACUAGAUUGGGAUGUGAUUCUGGUGGAUGGGCCACGUGGGUAUUGGCCGGAGGGACCAGGGAGCAUAUCGGCGAUCUUCACCGCCGGCGUGUUGGCGAGGAGCAAAAAGGGUGGGAAUAAUAAAACACAUGUGUUUGUUCAUGAUUAUAAUAGGGAAGUGGAGAGGGUGUCCAGUGAAGAGUUUUUGUGUAAAGAGAAUUUGGUGAAGUCUUCUAAGGAUUUGUUGGCUCAUUUUGUGGUGGAGAGAGUGGUGGAGGAGAGUGGCAACCACCAGUUUUGCCGCAACCAUCCGCCGACGUCCUCCUAG
Messenger RNA from Cynara cardunculus var. scolymus (artichoke), 945 nucleotides. RefSeq names its product protein IRX15-LIKE-like. The record is from RefSeq and is a predicted model, not a curated record. The transcript has a single exon. Gene Ontology annotation, biological process: xylan biosynthetic process. Bases 1 to 945 code for a protein of 314 amino acids. Lineage: Eukaryota; Viridiplantae; Streptophyta; Magnoliopsida; Asterales; Asteraceae.